Messenger RNA from Rhodofomes roseus, 3486 nucleotides. RefSeq lists its product as uncharacterized. The record is from RefSeq and is a predicted model, not a curated record. Bases 83 to 3004 code for a protein of 973 amino acids. The transcript has 10 exons. NCBI's taxonomy places the organism in Eukaryota, Fungi, Basidiomycota, Agaricomycetes, Polyporales, Fomitopsidaceae.
CCGGCCUCUCACCUCCUCACAAACCCUUCUUGAUUCCCUCUUCCACCACCUUCACACUGGCGAUUUACCUACCGCGGCCUCGAUGACGAUCAUGCCUGCUCCUGGUUUCGCGCAGCAGCCUCAGGCUAUACCCAAUCAGCUGGGAUCAGGCCCAUCGUCCGCAACUGAUCCUGCCGCCUCUCUGCGUGAAGCUGCUCUCCUCACUCUCAAGUCUAGACGACGAAAGCUUGGAUCUGGGUCGGAACCCGCUGGCAUCCCCCCUCGACCCCAGGUCGUGCAGGUCACCUCUGUAGAGCCCUCUAUUCAGCUUGAUUACGGACAAGAGGAGCCAUCCGGUGGGUCUUCUACCGCCUCAGUAUCGAGUGUGGCGCAGUCUGCAAAGUCAGCAACACCGGAGCCCGAGGAAGACGACGGACAGGGUCGAGAAGAAGGCGAGAUCAGUGACUCCGAGCCGACACCCGCUUCCCCUGUCGCCCAGCCUGAGGUCGCCCGGGAAGCGAAAAUCAAGCCCGCCCCCAGAGCAGUUGUCAAGCCUCCAACGCCGGCCAAACCCAUUCCCAACAAGACGACUACAGCGCCGGGACCCAGCCCGCCGAGAGAAUCGAACGAUGUGUCUGGGCAGAGUGCCUCCGACUUGAUGCCACCACCUCCGCCACCUCUUCCAUACGUAUUGGACGAGAAACACGUCAGACCUGGCCUAGAGAUGACGCAAGCACACUACAACGCUGCCAAGGAUCUCGUGUUAGAUCUUCUGGGCUGGGGAGUUCCUCCAGAAUACCUCGUCAGCUGUGGUGUCAGCCGAGAGAUAAUGUUCUACGUCUUCACAGAACUGAACCUUCGUUUGCCACCCAAUUUCGAUGCUACGGGCAUUCCGCCAUACCCGCCCUCGCCGAUGGCUCUCAACGCUGCGCCCACAGUCACUUUGAUCAAACGGACGGACACAAUGACGCUGCGAGCGGUCAACAGUGUCGCAAAGCUUCCAGCCAACGGCCAAUCCUCCAGUAGCCAGACUACCUUGUCCGCUACUGCGAAUACCUUCAUCCCGGUUACUGCGGCGUCUUCAUCCACAGGGCCGAAUCUGUUUGACAUGGAGCAACAACGAAGGCAGGAACUACUAGCUCGCAAAGCCGCCAUCGCUUCUCGCAAGAAACAACAGGUUGCGCUGUUAUCGAGCGCCCCAGUUGGCAACGCCACCGUCGCAACCACGGAGUCCCAGGACGUCGAGAUGGCGGAUGCAACACCCACCAAGACCGUCGACGACUUUCUGAAGAGCAUCGGGCCUGAUUCGGAGAAGGACAACGGCAAGGGCAAGGCUCCCGCGCGCCCAAUUUCGGCUGUCAGUUUCAGUACUACCUCGGAUGCCAUGGACGUCGAUGAGGUGAUCCCGGGGCUGUCUAUCGACACCAUGAUGACGUCCGCUGUGCAGUCGCCUCAGUCCUACGCCUUCGUUCAGUCCCCCACAUCAACCAGAGCCACGCCAGUCUCCGCCAUUGGACCCCAGUCCACCGUCGAGUCGGUCACAUCCACUACCAACGGGUCACUUGAAUCCGUUGCUUCUUCCUCCGGUGAGCGUUCGCCGGCCAACCCCAGCCCUAGUGAAGUGGAGGCUGUCCCUGGUCUUUCCUUCAAUCCGGUCGCAUCGAACCCCGAACCUAGUCGACGUGAGCCACUGGCCCGGAGAGGUACGAAGCGCCCCGUCGCGGCCGACUUCGACGACGACGCACAACCUCCUAUUCCACGGCCCCGACCGAACCACAGCAAUGGUGCCAGUCGUAAUCCCUACCACCAGCCGUCGUUCAAGCGCAGCGUGGGGACCUUCUCGGGAUUGAGUAACAUGCGGCGUUGCGUGAUCGACCUGAGCGACAGCGAAGACGAGGAGGAAGAGGAAGAGGGAGCAAUCCCUUCGAAGCAUGACGAUGGUCUCUUCACGCGCCCACCUAGCGCAGCUCGAGCGGUGCCGCGGAGAGGGGCGUCGGUGGCUCGUCAGAGCCCACCGGGACGCGGCAGCGCCACACCAACCGCCAUGACGCCUGCGGCUUUGCAAGAGAAGGAGCAGGAGAUCCGGCAGAUGCGAGAGCUGAUCGCGCAACGUGAACAGAGUCGACUACGUAAGCUUGUUACUAUGUCUCGGUCCACCCCCACCUCGACUGCUGAGACGCCUGUUGCCAAUGGUGGACCUUCCACUGUGCCACCCGAGGAGAACACGUCUUCGCAUACUAGUACAGGCUCUAGCACGCCAACUGCGCUUGGCCCUGUUUCGAUUCCCUCAACGACUUCUAUCGCCACUAGCAGCACUGCGACACCAAUAGAUGUCGUCUCGAACAGUCUGUUUGAUCCUGCCACCGGCGACCGAGUGCUGACCGCUGAGGCAAGACAUGAGCAACCGAUGAACGUAGAUGGGACGUCAAGCGAAGAUGCUAUGAACGUCGACGUCGUCAGCGCAAAUGCAGGGACGUCGGCCCAGGUAAACGCAACAACACGGCAAGAUGAAUUGGACCUAGCUGUCCAAAGCGAAGACGCAAGAACUGGAUUUUCUGCUUACUCAUCACCCUUAGACUGCUUCCUUUCUCUGCGAUCGCGUUCAUAUCUUGACGGUUAUGGUGGAGGAUCUAGCUCGGCGUAUCAACUUGACGACGGCAUGGACAAUUCGUCAAUCUCAAGCUCUCCGCGCAACAGCUCAAUCGACCUCAAGGACCUCAAGAUGGCCCACGCGAAGAACCUGCUCACGGAUCCUUCAAGACCGAUAUGCCAGUAUGAAAUCCCAGGCGGAGGAGAAUGUCGUGAUCGUGAUUGCGAUUGUAUACAUUUGUCAAGACCGCCUGCGGCAGACCCUACUGAUGACGAGACUGCGCACUACCUGUACGCGCACUACGCAGUCCCGUCGGGGUCACACCACAGCGCCAAGGUCAUCAAGGACGCCCUGGAGAACAUCCGACAGCGCAGCCCUGCAAAGAGCUUCGACGAUUGCGUUGCGGAGGUGGUGACCGCAUUGUGCCUCCGGUAGUCUCGCGCAACAUGGGCGUCGAUUCUCGCUCGCUCUUGGCGCUCCCGCAGCGCACCGCAAGCCUGCCGUCAACGAAGGGCACGACGAGGCGCGUUCCGCAGCCGAGAAAGAGCGUGGAUGGGGUGUAAAGAGCGCGUGGCGCCACCGGUUGACGACGAGUCGCUGGGAGUGUUUGAUUAGGUGAAGAGGAGGAUUGGUCCUGGCCCGUGCUUGGGUUGGCCUUCGCGGCAGCUCGGUGCGCCGUGUCCUGAUUCGCUUGAGCGAGAAGAGGCCCGCCGCCGAGGCGUGCGCGUGUAUAGUAUUGGAAGGGAUCCUGGUUAUGCGCCUGGUUACGUUCCGAGAAAAAGUGUACGCAGUGUAUGUUUACUAGGUAGUUAUGCACACUUGAAUUAUGGUCGCGUCUAGCCGUAGCACGUCUGAGUAGUUCUCGACUGGCCAGCUUCGUCGUGUAAUCUUUUGCAAUGCAUUGUUUUGUUCGCGAA